AUGCCCCCAGAACUCAGACAUCGUGGAGGCCAGGGACAGAAAGAACAUGGACAAGACCAGGGCUCAAAGGAGGCUAGCCAUGGACUCGACAGCAUUCCAUCAACACCACAGACAAAACAACAGCAGCAGCAGCAGCAGCGGAAGGUCCUAAAGACAACCCCUACCCGGUCACCUUCCUGGGCCACCCUCGCCGCAUUGACGAUGCAGGUCUCUUUACAGGAUUGGAUCCUGAUAGCAACCUUGAUCUUUGGCGGUUGUUGCAGUAACGUCUUUGCCCUCGAGAUACUUGUCAACGAUGCACCCAAAAGCGGACAAAUGAUCACAUUUGCUCAGUUUGUGUGUGUUUCCGCCUACGGAUUGGUCAUGCAUUUGAAGUGGCCCAUCGUUCAGGAUCUGUGGAUAUCAAAGUCAUCAUCAGCUUCCACUCAGGAACUUCAGGACCAGCCCUCCCAAGGAAUCUGGAGAUAUAUACCCCAUUUGAAAAAGCGCAAGAUUCCGAUUACCCGUUGGUUGGCGAUUGUGGUCAUGUUCUUUUCAGUCUCUGUCCUCAACAACCAGUCUCUGGCCUACAAGAUCUCGGUCCCGUUGCACAUUAUUUUCCGGUCGGGAGGACUCAUGGUCGGGAUGGUGCUGGGCAUGAUCCUGAUGAAGAAGAGGUACAGCAAGUCUCAGAUAUUUGCCGUGACAAUUGUCACCAUUGGAGUGAUCUAUGCAACGACAAGUGCCAAAGCGAGCUCGCCCCAAAAGUCCAAGUCUCAGGAUUCCACCGCGAAUGCAGGCGACUAUGCGAUCGGCAUCUUUAUGUUGACCGUUGCCUUGAUCAUAUCGUCGCUCAUGGGCUUGUUGCAGGAGGCAACAUAUCAAAAGUAUGGCGCUGAAUGGCGCGAGGGCCUCUUUUAUUCUCACUUUCUGGCAGUGCCAAUGUUUCUGUUGUUCUACAGCGACAUUAUCGAGCAGUUCAGGAUCUUCAACCAGUCCACACCUAUUCCAGUCCUGCAAUUAGUCCGCCAGAUCGGUCCACACCUGCCCUCGUCCGUUGCCUAUGCGUUGAGUUCUAUUACGAUCCCACGACUCUGGAUCUUUUUGACCGUCAACACAUUAACACAGUUUAUGUGCAUCUCGGGAGUCCACCGACUCACGUCGUUGUCGUCAGCGUUGACGUUGAAUUUCAUUCUCAACCUUCGCAAGUUCAGCUCGCUGUUGGUUUCGGUGCUGUAUUUUGAGAACGGUUUUGGAUUUGAGAUGGCCGUUGGAUCGAGUUUUGUCCUUCUGGGCACAGUGAUGUAUUCCCUGUCGUCGUCGUCUUCCGCUGCAAAAAAGCCCGAUGGGACUACGACUAGGACAACAGCGACCACUACAACUAUCGUAACGACGAAGGGUACUAUUGGGACGUCCAAGUCAGCAUCGACAGGAGUGGUAGGAGAGGCCGAGGCUCCGUUGGACUCGAAGACGCAAUGA
Messenger RNA from Linnemannia hyalina, 1458 nucleotides. Lineage: Eukaryota; Fungi; Mortierellomycota; Mortierellomycetes; Mortierellales; Mortierellaceae. The record is from the annotation of a GenBank genome assembly.